AUGGACGGCGAAUCCAGAUCGCAUCUCUUUUACCGACACGUGGCAGCAGGAGCGGUUUCAGCCGUGGUGGCGAGCGCCGUCACAUACCCCCUCGAUGUCGCCAAGACCGUCGCACAGGCGGGUGUCGCACAGGCCAGCGUCGCACACGCGGUUGUCGCACAGGCAGGCGCCGUGCAGGGCAGCGGGAUCGCAGGGGGGUCAGCGGGAGCAUCGCCUGGUGGAAUGGCUCGAAGCGGGACGGCAGCAGCGUCACGAGCGGCUGCCACCAGCGGUCUCAACUGGAGAAACGCAUUCAUGGGGUUUUCACCGCACCUUGCCGGGCAUCUGCCAUCGCUAGCAGCCCGCUACACCACCUACCAUCUCGCCGCCGCUUACCAAAUGGGUGAGUCCACCGUCCUUCCUUCCUGCCUUGCAAUUCACCUCGGGUUCUCCUCGUGGUCUUCUAGUUCAUCAAGCAAGUCAACUCACUCAGCACGGAUGGUCUGCCCUCUUGGCUCCCCAUCUCCCCGCUUCAAGAAGCAGCAGCAGGAGCCAUUGCAGGAGCGACAGGGUCUCUGCUCUCCAUGCUUCACCUGCAACUUUGCUGUUUCUGCUGUCCCCAUUCGUAUCCCCUUUCUCUUUCCCCCGCACAAUCCAGAUGGUCUGCCCUCUUGGCUGCCCAUCUCCCCGCCUCAAGCAGCAGCAGCAGGAGCCAUAGCCGGGGCGACAGAGCACCUCUCUGCAUCCCUGCACACCCCUCCCAUCCCCCCUCCUUCCACCCCCCUACCGCCCACCACUUUCUCCCUCUCCCUCGCCCACUAUCCCUGGACCCCGGUCCCCUCGCCCUACCUCCCUGCAUCGUCCCCUUGGGAAGCUGCAAGGGCUGGAGUGAGGGCUGAGGGGGCAGCUCAGCUGUGGAGAGGCCUUCGAGCGGGUGUGACUAGAGAUACGCUCUUUGGAGCGGUGUUCUUUGGAGGGUGGGUGACUAUAGAGGAGGGGUUGAGGGAGUUCGAGGAGCUUCGACGGAGGAAGAGAGAGAGGGAUGGGGAGGGGGAGGGGGAGGGGUUGGAGGGAGGAGUGGGUGGUGGAGACAUGGGGAGGAGGAGUGUGGGGAGUGGGUAUCGGUAUGCGUUAACACAGGGGUUGGAAGCGGCCGUGGCAGCAGCGGUGGCGUCGGUUGUGUCACAUCCGUUUGACUGUGCCAAGACCCGCACUCAAGCCACCGUCUUGCCCAAGCACGUGGCAAUGGAGUUAGCGUUGGCGCAGGGCCUGUCGGGCAGCGCGAGCGACCUGGCGCACCUGCUGGAGGUGCUGCGCGGCGCGGAGGACGCGCUCUCGAAGCACGCGGCGCAGCUCGACACUCUGCUCGCGUCGCUUGAUCCUGCUCUGCACUCUCUCGCAUUCCUCUUCUUCCUCGACGCGCAUGCAGCGCAGGCACCGGGCGCACUGUGGGAGCAGGUGGUGGGGACAAUCAUCAACUUCAUCAAAGUGGCCUCGCCCACCCAGCUCGCGCUCGCGCCUGAAAAGUUCGCCUCCCUGUGCCAUCGCCUGCGAGACCAGCUCAUCGCACACUCCCAGUACGCUCGAGGCGUCCUGCCACUACGGUGGGCAAUCAGCAAGGUGCAGCACAGCAGCAGUGCCGAGCAUCUCACCCCGCAACACGCGGACUGCCUGCAGCUGUGCCUGCUGGCCAAGCUCUACCGCCAGGGGGGCGAGCUGCUGCAGGGGGAUAUUCUCGAUAUUGACCCCAAGAAAACGGGGCUGGUGCACCGGGACUUCCUGCUGUACUGCUUCUAUGGAGGCACCAUCUAUGUGGGUCUGAAGCAGUACCAGAAGGCUCUAGACCUCUUCAUGCAUGCCAUCACAUCCCCAGCGCAGGGAGUGAAUGCCAUCACAGUGGCGGCUUACAAGAGACAUGUGCUCGUGUCGCUCAUCCUGAACGCCCAGCUGUCGCCUCUACCCAAGUUCACUCCAGGCAUCGUGCAGAGAGGGCUAAAGGCGUGCUGCCAGGACUACCACGACCUGGCGAACAUCUACAUGUCUCGUGACGCAGCAGAGCUCAAGAAGUUUGUAGACUCGCAUGAGCAAGCCUUCAAGGCGGACAACAACCUAGGCUUGGCCCAUCAGGUGGUCGCCUCGGUCCCCAAGCGCAGCAUUCAGCGUCUCACUCACACCUACCUCACUCUCUCGCUCUCCGACCUUGCUGAGUCGGUGCACCUCUCCUCGCCUGCCGAGGCUGAGAAAUACCUUCUUUCCAUGAUAGCGGAUGGGGAGAUGUUUGCGAGGAUAGACCAGCAGGUGGGCAUGGUGAGCUUUGAGGAGGACCCUGAGAAGUACGACUCGCUCGCCAUGGCUGCUGUUGUGGAAGAACAUAUCCAAAGGGCCACGAAGCUGUCCAAGAAGCUGACGCUGGUGCACGAGCAGAUCUCCUCCGACCGGACGUACCUCACACGGGUGAAUGCACGCGAGCGCAAUGUUCGAUACGGGGAGCAUGAGGACUAUGAGCUUGCACCUCAACGAAUGUUUGAUACCAUUCAUCUCCUGGGUGACAAUGGCCCGAUGAAGAAGCACAUCGACACUGCCAAGGGUCAUCUGGUGGUCGCGAUGGUCAAAGGCCGAGAGGCUCGCAUCAAUUUCCUCUCUCCAGUCUUGCAAAUUCUUGUGGGAGUGACUGCAUUCCUCUCGUCGCUGGUCGCUGCGGACCGUCUCUUCCACUUUUACGUUGCGUUGUACUGGAGGUUCUCUAAGAAGCGCCCGGAGGAAGCUUUCGAAGCGAACUCCUUGCCAGAUCUCACGACCUGUCCUGAAGCCUUUCCCAAAGUUGUUGUUCAGAUUCCUAUGUUCAACGAAAAAGAGGUGUGCGAACAAGUGAUUGACUCAUGUUGCAAUUUGAUAUGGCCAAGAUCGCGCCUGUACAUUCAGAUAUUGGACGAUUCAACCUGCCCCAUUACUCGCAGCAGGGUGGUGAAGAAAGUGGCCGAAAAGGUAGCUCUAGGAAUUCACGUGGAAGAUCGCUGGAGAUCCAAUCGGCAAGGAUAUAAAGCUGGUGCAAUGAUGGAGGCUGAGAAGGCAAUUGGAGAUUACGAAUUCACUGCCAUUUUUGACGCGGACUUCAGCCCAGAGCCCGAAUUCCUCCUUAAGACAAUCCCGUAUCUCAUUGACAAUCCACGGGCUGCGUUUGUCCAAACGCGCUGGGUGUUCGCCAAUGCGGAUGAGUCCGUCUUGACUCGAGUCCAAGAGAUUUCUCUCAAUUAUCACCUGAAGUGUGAACAGUAUGCCAGAUUUGCUACGGGCAACUUCUUCAACUUCAAUGGAACGGCUGGAGUAUGGAGGCUCUCUGCAAUCAAGGAUGCAGGCGGUUGGAACAACAGGACGACUGUUGAGGACAUGGAUCUCUCUCUUCGAGCUUACAUUAGAGGCUGGAAGUUCAUAUUCUUGAAUGACGUAACGUGUGUUAACGAGAUUCCAUCAACAUAUGCAGCCUUCAGGCACCAACAGCACCGCUGGAGCUGUGGGCCGAUGCAACUCUGGAGAAAAGCUAUGGAUCAAGUUUGGGAAUCGGAGGUAAGUGCUUCAGCAACUGCCGAUUCUUUCUCCUGA
Closterium sp. Naga37s-1 is the source of this 3579-nucleotide messenger RNA. The record is from the annotation of a GenBank genome assembly. NCBI's taxonomy places the organism in Eukaryota, Viridiplantae, Streptophyta, Zygnematophyceae, Desmidiales, Closteriaceae.